CUGGUUGCAAACACGCUCAGUUUGUCCUGAGACGCGCGUGCGAGCAGAUGUGAAACUCCGGAGCUUGCCUACAAAGCAACGUGCUUCAGUUUUGGUGUUUUAGACGUGACAGUUUUUGACAGAUUUUUCGCACACAAGGGACUAAACCAAACCACUUCGGACUGUCUUAAGGAACGGGACGUGCAAUGGGGUGUUUGGAGGUCGUCUGAGCGGCCACAUUUCUGAUUAUGCACAGCACGGACAAUGGCUCGGAGUCCGGUGGGGAGCAAGCGGCGAACGGUAGAGCGGCGGUGGCGGUGGCGGGCCCAACACCAGUUCCGGUGUCAGUUUCGACGGCCGCCAACAGCACCGCCACAGGUGCCGGAGUCCGGGAAUGCGCCGGAUGCGGAAAAAGGAUCACGGAGAGGUUCCUGCUCAAGGCUCUGGACCUCUACUGGCACGAGGACUGCCUCAAGUGCGGCUGCUGCGACUGCAGGCUCGGAGAGGUCGGGUCCACGCUCUACACCAAAGCCAAUCUCAUACUCUGCAAGAGGGAUUACCUCAGGCUAUUUGGUACGACGGGAUACUGUGCGGCUUGCAACAAAGUAAUUCCAGCAUUUGAAAUGGUAAUGAGGGCAAAAAGCAACGUUUAUCAUUUAGAAUGUUUCGCUUGUCAGCAAUGUAAUCACAGGUUUUGCGUAGGCGACCGGUUUUACUUGUGUGACAAUAAGAUAUUGUGCGAAUACGACUACGAAGAACGACUGGUAUUCGCCAAUAUGACCUACAACCCUAGCAGCUUAGCCCAUAUCAGAAGGCAAGUCAGUAACUUACAGCCAGCGGGCGACAAUCUAAACGGUUUGGGUGAAGGUAGACUUCUGACGAGCCCAUCCUGUUACAGCGAGAAGAACUCGGACAUGGUCCUGGCCGGCCCACAGCGACAGCCCAUUAGCACCAACAACCACCGGGAUGACGGCUCCAGCGGGUACGGCAGCCCCGACUCGGAGACCUUCGAGCCCCCUCCACCGCAUCAGUGACACCGAGUCAAAAGAAACUCUGCGAAUAAGAGUGCAGUGCAGUGCUCCGGAGGAAAAUCUCAUACGUGCUAGUCUACUUGCCAAAAACUACACAAAUACACACGGAUUUUGUUUUAUUAUCAUUGUGUUACUGUUGUUUUGUUCUUAUCACACUCUUGCAUAGUAUACGACGCUGGCACCUUCACGAAGGCACGAAAUUCUCCAUCCAUUGUGCUUCUAGUCAAUCUCUUAUUUGUGUGGCAACCCAUUUUAGUUUAGUGCCAAUACUCACAAAUUGAAUAUUACGUUAAGAUAUCAUAAAUGUAUACGACGUGUUUAGACUUAUUUUACUAGUUUUAGUUACGGUUAAACCUUUGGAAGGUGCCAUAAUUUACUACUCUCAGCCAAUUGCUCCGGAAUUAUGGCCAUAUUAAUUGUAAAUUAAUAUUAUUUAUUAGUGCAAUUCUGGCGGGAGUAUUCUCUUUGAAAUAUGUAUACUGAUUUGUGGCCUGUUGAGAUCACUCAGGUGUCAUAUAAUUUCCAAGAUGCAUGUCUAUCUGCCCUCAAAGGGUCAUGUAUAUAUUGAAAAAGAUAAGGAAAUAAACACUUUUGUGAUUCACUUGUAUAAUUUGUAAAGAAAAAUCAUAGGACUUCCUUAUUAUGUAUGAUUGUGUGACAUGGUGAUCCUUUCCGCGCUAAGGAAUCCAAACAUCGUUUCUUAUUUUGUCAUGUGAUAUAACGAAAUUGAUUCGUAGAUGUAGUUUCUUACGACAGAAGGCUUCUUUUUUAUACAUAUCUUACGCUGUUUAUGUUUAAUAUAUUUUUUAUAUAAGUUAGUCUCUAUGCUAUUUAUGUGGGAGCAUUAUACGAUUUUUGCAUUAUUGUUUUCUUGUACGUUACUGAUCUUGUAUAUAAUAGUUAUUAUUGAAUAAAUGUUGUCUUUUCGUUAA
Molecule: messenger RNA, 1942 nt
Organism: Tribolium castaneum (red flour beetle)
Lineage: Eukaryota; Metazoa; Arthropoda; Insecta; Coleoptera; Tenebrionidae
Product: LIM domain only protein 3
Exons: 6
Coding region: 228-1013 (261 amino acids)
Biological process (GO): positive regulation of transcription by RNA polymerase II
Cellular component (GO): nucleus
Molecular function (GO): DNA-binding transcription factor binding; transcription coactivator activity
Source: RefSeq, a predicted model, not a curated record